Frankliniella occidentalis (western flower thrips) is the source of this 3133-nucleotide messenger RNA. It is a transcript of the gene ebi, whose product is annotated as F-box-like/WD repeat-containing protein TBL1XR1. The record is from RefSeq and is a predicted model, not a curated record. Gene Ontology annotation, biological process: regulation of transcription by RNA polymerase II. Gene Ontology annotation, cellular component: histone deacetylase complex. The transcript is spliced from 10 exons. Gene Ontology annotation, molecular function: protein binding; transcription corepressor activity. Lineage: Eukaryota; Metazoa; Arthropoda; Insecta; Thysanoptera; Thripidae. The coding region runs from base 214 to 1695 and encodes 493 amino acids.
UCGACGACCUUUUUGUUCUGCCGGCGGUGUUGGAGAAGGCCAUAUUUGAUCCGUCUAUCGUAUGGCGUUAUUUGUCUGUUUCUUAAACUUAACUUUGUGUCGUUUAAAAGAACGUAUUGGCUGACUUUUACCUGUUAAUCUUGUUUUCAGUGGCUUCUGCUGGGAAAUGUACUAUUAAGUAUUUUUUCGUGCUUAGUGUUGUGAACCUUUACCAUGAGCUUCUCCAGCGACGAAGUGAACUUCCUGGUGUACCGGUACCUCCAGGAAUCAGGUUUCCAACAUUCAGCAUAUACAUUUGGUAUUGAAUCCCACAUAUCUCAAUCUAAUAUAAAUGGAGCCCUGGUACCCCCCGCCGCUCUUCUCAGCAUUCUUCAAAAGGGUCUGCAAUACACAGAGGCAGAAAUCAGCAUAGGAGAGGACGGCACUGAGCAUCGUCUAGUCGAAAGCCUUUCCCUUAUUGAUGCUGUUAUGCCAGAUGUUGUUACAAGCCGACAAGGUCAGCAGAAGCCUACUGCAGUUGUGAAAAAUGAACUGACUGAAACUAACGGUGAAGAAGGAACUACCAAUUCUGUUCCUCAACCUAGUGACGUAGCAAUGGAGGUUGAUGGUAGCAUUGAAAUUCCUCCCAGCAAAACAACUGUUCUUCGUGGUCAUGAGUCUGAAGUAUUUAUAUGUGCCUGGAAUCCCACAACUGAUUUGUUGGCCUCUGGAUCUGGUGACAGCACAGCCAGAAUAUGGGAUAUGAGUGAUAACUCCAACUCACCUAACCAACUGGUUCUGAGGCAUUGCAUUCAGAGAGGUGGCACAGAAGUUCCAAGUAAUAAGGAUGUUACUUCUCUUGACUGGAACUGUGAUGGAACUCUGUUAGCCACUGGCUCAUAUGAUGGUUAUGCGCGAAUUUGGACCACAGAUGGUCAAUUGGCUAGUACUCUUGGUCAGCAUAAGGGACCCAUCUUUGCUCUAAAAUGGAAUAAAAAAGGAAAUUACAUUCUGAGUGCUGGAGUUGACAAGACUACCAUCAUUUGGGAUGCUGCAUCUGGACAGUGUACUCAGCAGUUCUCUUUCCACUCUGCCCCCGCACUAGAUGUUGACUGGCAAACAAAUCAAAGCUUUGCAUCUUGUAGUACUGACCAGUGCAUUCAUGUUUGCAAACUUGGUGUGGACAAACCUAUCAAAUCAUUCCAAGGGCACACUAAUGAAGUAAAUGCCAUUAAAUGGGACCCUCUUGGAAACCUUCUAGCUUCGUGUUCUGAUGAUAUGACCUUAAAAAUUUGGAGUAUGAAGCAAGAUACUUGUGUACAUGAUUUACAAGCACACAGCAAAGAAAUUUACACAAUUAAAUGGAGUCCUACUGGCCCAGGAACAGCAAAUCCUAACAUGAGCCUUAUUCUUGCAAGUGCCUCAUUUGAUUCUACGGUUAGGCUGUGGGAUGUGGAAAGAGGACACUGCAUUCACACCCUCACUAAACACACUGAGCCAGUGUACAGUGUAGCUUUCUCUCCUGAUGGAAAAUUCCUUGCUUCUGGAAGCUUUGACAAAUGUGUUCACAUUUGGUCAACACAAAGUGGCCAUUUGGUGCAUAGCUACAAGGGAACUGGUGGUAUAUUUGAAGUUUGCUGGAACUCUCGCGGGGAUAAAGUUGGUGCUAGCGCCUCAGAUGGAAGUGUGUUUGUACUUGAUUUGCGCAAGAUGUAAUACCUUGAAGAAGUUAGAAACGCCUAUGAUUGCAAAACAUCACCAAUAUAAGGAACAUCAGAUUUUAAAAAUCAGAUAUGUUUUGAUUUUGGCAAUCUAAGGUCCACUCAGUAAAUCAUCUAUUGAACCUACUGAUUAGUUGAUGAUCGGUCAACAUCAAUGUUAACUUGAUUACUAUGCAGCCUUGCAGCCCUUUGUCCUUGUUUGUGUAAUCCUUGCUUUCCUAACUACUAUUCCAUGUCAGUCUUAUAUUUCCCCUCUGUGCCAGGGUUCUGUAUUAACUCAGUAUCUGUACAAACAGUUUCAUUAGUCAGUAAAGACAAGUUCUACAAGGUCUUUCAAAAACACGGGUGAACUUUUCACAACCUUUCAUGGCAUAAUUUAAAUUUUAAGUAUCUGUGUCUAUGUAGGUAAAAGUCUGUGUUACAUGUUUAGUGUAAGUCAAGUUGUUUUUAUUUUAUAGCCACUCGUGUUUUAAAAGACUUUAAAAAUGGGAUUAAUUACAUUGAGGAAAAUGUCAGACUACUGGUCUUUUGAGUGUCAGACUAAAACUACAGGUCUUCUGAAUAAUCCUGAAAUGUGCAAGGUAAUGCAGUGACUGUAUUUCAAAUCUGCUACCUUGUGCAAUGAAACAUUAGUUCUGUGUUUACUGUUUGCUUGUUGUUAGUGUGUGACAUUGUCAUGACUUUUUAAUCUUACCUGGAUGUAUGACAUUCCAACUAUUUAUUUGUAGUUUGCCAUUUACUUAUUGUACCAAACCUGAUGAAACUGUGCAUUUACAUUUUUGUGUUUACCGACGUUCAAUUUAUACAUGUCUUAGUAUUAGCAGGACCUAUUGGCCACUCUUAUUGCUGUCAAUUUAUUUCAAAGGCAUCAUGAAAAAAGCUGGCACAUCAACAGCUGAAGAUUUGUUUUAUAAUAAUGAAUUAGGAUUGUGCAGGAAAAAAAUGCUUUCAUUGAUGAGGGCACUAUUAACACACUGUACCUGCGUUAAUUACACUAUUGUUCUUUUUCAAAAAGAAACAUUACGUACUGUAAUUUUAUUUUUUAUUUUUUGUUGUAUCUGUUGUAACAGCAGGGAAUCCUGUCAGAUUUAUCAGUACAAAUUAUAUUUGUUCAUCAGAUAUUUAAUUUUACUUUGUAUAUAUUGCCAUAUAUGUAUAUUAAUUUUUAGAUGUAAUGCAUCUUCAUUCUUGUGUGAUUGUAAUAUUUGUUCAGCAUCCCCUCCCCAUCCCCAAAAUGAAAAUCAUCUGUAGAUUCUGCCUUCCAUCAUUGCUAUUGUGAUUUAUCCAUGAGACUAGAUCCUAAGAUGUAUCAUGUAUCAUCUCCAACUUUUAUACUUAUGAUCUUUCUAAUGACAUUCUAUUGCUGUCUUGUAGUUUCAGUGGUGUAUAUGUAAUAAGAAGAAGGAAUUACAAACUUUUGCUUAAACAGCAAA